AUGCAACAGCGCUUUGACCAAAAUGGCUGGUGUGUUCAUAUCACUAGACCCGAAGCUGCUAAAAAGUUUUUGUUGAAAACGGAACUUUUUCGCAAGAAGGAUCUCAAGCGUCUUCAACAUGAACGAAAAGGUACUUUGAUAUCCAAACUUGCUCUUGGACCCAAUGUGCUCUUUUUGAACGGAAAAGAAUGGAAGCAUCACCGCAUGAUUGCAAAUCCUGCGUUCCAUCGUUCGAUGCCUAUCGAAUUAUUCGGACAUCUUGUGGAAAGGCUUUUCAAGGUUAUGGACGCUUCUCCCGAUCCGGUUGAUUUUCACGAUAUGAUGGAGCGCUGGACCCUUGAAGCUAUCGGAUUAGCGGGAUUCGGUUUCGAAUUUAACUCUCUUGAAGACAAGGAUAACGAAUGGGUUACACUUUACAAUGAUUCUAUCAAUGGUACAAGAGAUCCAAUGUUCGCACUCUUCCGUAAGCUUGACACUUGGUUUCGGCUCCUGUUUCCAAAGAGGAAGAGGCUACACGGCGAGAUGGACAAGUUUCUGAACAUGAUGCAUGGUGCUGGAAAGGAGAUUGAAAAAGCCGCUUUGACUGAUGAGGAGCUACGGAGUAAUCUUUGCAUUUUCUUUGUGGCAGGACAUGACACUACCGCCAAUGCUUUAUCAUUCGCAGCUUAUUAUCUAGCCAUUCAUAAGGAUAUACAACAAAAAGCAAGAGAGGAAGCAAUCCGUGUUUUGGGUGAUGAGCCAAAAGAUAUACUUUCUGAUGCUGACCAGCUGCACGAGAUGCCGUACAUCAACAUGAUAAUCAAGGAAGUUCUGCGUAUGGAUGGUCCAGCGGCAACUGUAGUGAUCCGUGAAGCGACAGAGGAUACUGACUUAUCGGUCCAGAUGAAUUUAAUCCUGAGGAGGUUUGCACCAGGUGGCGAAGCGGAACAUAAUGGAAUGAGCUGGUUACCCUUCUCUAUCGGAGCACGGCAGUGCAUUGGUAUGAACUUUAGCCUAGCCGAGCAGCGUUUCUUACUGCCUAUGCUGUUACGAAAGUACGAAUGGUCGUUGUCAGAAAACUCGGCCCACAAGAACAAACUUCUUGACAAAGGUUUCGAUGUUAUCAGCCCCAAUGUGCUUGAGAUCAACUUUCAAAAGCGAUAUUAG
This is a messenger RNA of Zychaea mexicana, 1146 nucleotides long. RefSeq names its product cytochrome P450. Bases 1 to 1146 code for a protein of 381 amino acids. The record is from RefSeq and is a predicted model, not a curated record. Lineage: Eukaryota; Fungi; Mucoromycota; Mucoromycetes; Mucorales; Lichtheimiaceae. Gene Ontology annotation, molecular function: iron ion binding; heme binding; oxidoreductase activity, acting on paired donors, with incorporation or reduction of molecular oxygen. The transcript has 10 exons.